UUAGAAUACCUGUCAAGAAAGGAAUUUUAUUUUUCUUAUAAGUCAAUACCAAUUAUUGUUCGUCUUGUUUACACCUUGUGAUAUAGAAUUAAACGAAAUUGUAUAAAAUUCUAAUUGAGAGGAUAAAUUUGAAUCGAAACUAAAUAUAAUUUAUGGUUAAAAUCUAUAUUAAUAAAAUAUUCAGACAUUAUUGGUGAAGUUAUUUAAACUAAUAAUAAAAUUAUGAAGCCUCAAGUAGCAGAUUCCAAAAUAAAUUCAUCUGGUACUUCAGUAUCAUCAACUACGUCAACAUUAGGUGAAGCCAAUGAAUGUUUAUUCGAAUUUUUACAUGCUGAAAUAAUGAACUAUGUUAUUGAAAAAAAUGCAAGUGAUUCUAACGUAAAAAAUACUGAAGAGAAUUUAUCUGAAUUAGAAUGGAUGGGUUUUGGAGUUGGAUAUCGUAUUAUUGAACGAUUAACUCGUGAAUGGGUACGUUUUAAGGACGAACUGGAUAUGAUUAAAUUUAUUUGUACAGAUUAUUGGUCAUCAUUAUAUCACAAACAAAUUGAUAAUUUAAAAACGAAUCAUCAUGGUACAUAUGUUUUACAAGACAAUGAAUUCAGAUUAUUGAAACAUUUAGCAAAUCAUAAUAGUAAUAAUAACAAUAAACAAUAUUUACGUGAAUGUCCACGAUUAAUAGCAUUCACCUGCGGACUUUUACGAGGAAGUCUAGCUAAUCUUGGUAUCAGCAGUAUUGUCAAAGCUGAAAUAACUUUAAUUCCAACUUGCAAAUUUCAUGUCGAAGUACAGAGAGUUUAAAUUUUCAUUAUUAAAAAUUUUCUUAUUUUGUAAAUGUAUAAUUAUCAAUAAAAAUUACGUUAUUUUGA
Molecule: messenger RNA, 866 nt
Organism: Cotesia glomerata
Lineage: Eukaryota; Metazoa; Arthropoda; Insecta; Hymenoptera; Braconidae
Gene: Trs33
Product: trafficking protein particle complex subunit 6b
Exons: 2
Coding region: 223-798 (191 amino acids)
Biological process (GO): regulation of GTPase activity; endoplasmic reticulum to Golgi vesicle-mediated transport
Cellular component (GO): trans-Golgi network; TRAPP complex; cis-Golgi network
Source: RefSeq, a predicted model, not a curated record